AAAAAAUUUUAAACACAGGCAUAAAUUUACUGAAUUACAAAUGUAUUUGAUAACUGCAGCAGUACAGCACAGUUAAAUACACCAAUAGUUUCAUAAACUUGGUCAAACAUGUUAAAACAACUUUAAUUUGUUCAGUCAGUGUAAUUAGCAAUCUUACUGACAAUGUAAAAUAAGUAAAGAAACUGAUAAAACAAUGUAAAAAUAAACUGCAUCAAACCUUUUGAACAGUUCAGAAAGUGCAGUUAGAAAUUCUAAAUAUAUCAAUAAAGUUAUGCAUAUAUGCAUGCACCAUUAAUGCAGUAUUAAUGGUGCAUCUAAUCACUAUUACCUGUGCACUUUUUCCUUCCACACAUUUUUCCAACAACAUGAUUGGAUACUGCAGCUUCCCCUGCAUGUGUGAAACGUCCAGGCUGCAGAUUAGAGAUUAACUGAGGAUGGAUGAAGGUCGUUGUCUCUGACAGCGUCAGGCUUUUACUGUAUGAAAUGAGUCCAGAUGUCUCUUCAAAAUGGGAAAGAGAGGUGAACACGCUGCUGCCCCCAACAGGCUGAUAUCUGCAGUGAGCAGCUGGGCGUCCAUGUUGUGUUUCUGCUGAUGAACGACGUGUUAAUGUGUUGCACUAAUUCACUCUUCUUCCUCUGCACAUCUCUCUCUCCAUGUUGUUGGUCUGCUUGAUUUGCAUUUGAGAAGGAAGGCGGGCAUCCUGCCCAGCCUGGAGGAUCUGCUGUUCUACACCAUCGCAGAAGGACAGGAGAAGAUCCCGGCUCACAAGUUCACCACCGCUCUGAAAUCCACGGGGCUUCGGACCGGAGACCCUCGGCUCAAAGAGUGCAUGGAGAUGCUGAAGGUCACCUUGAAGACGACCUCAGACGGAGCGCUGGACCGACACCUCUUCAAGAAGUGUGUCCAGAGCAACAUCGUCCUGCUGACUCAGGCCUUCAGGAAGAAGUUCGUCGUCCCAGACUUCCAGUCCUUCUCCACCCACAUCAAUGACAUCUAUGACAACGGCAAAAAACUGUCAGGAGGGCAGGUGGCGGACUACAUUCCUCAGCUGGCUCGCUUCAGUCCCGACCUUUGGGGCGUCGCGCUGUGCACCGUGGACGGACAACGGCACACGGUGGGAGACACCAAGGUCCCCUUCUGUCUGCAGUCGUGUGUGAAGCCGCUGAAGUACGCCAUCGCCGUCCACGACCACGGCACCGAGUACGUGCACCGCUUCAUCGGCAAGGAGCCCAGCGGGCUGAGGUUCAACAAGCUGUUCCUGAACGAGGAUGAUAAACCCCACAACCCCAUGGUGAACGCCGGCGCCAUCGUCUGCACCUCCCUCAUCAAGCAAGGAGCCAGCAACGCCGAGAAGUUCGACUACGUGAUGAACUUCAUGAACAAGCUGGCAGGAAACGAGUACGUUGGCUUCAGCAACGCCACUUUCCAGUCGGAGCGCGAGUCCGGAGACAGGAACUUCGCCAUCGGCUACUACCUGAAGGAGAAGAAGUGUUUCCCUGAAGGAACCGACAUGACCUCCAUCCUGGACUUCUACUUCCAGCUCUGCUCCAUCGAGGUGACCUGCGAGAGCGCCAGCGUCAUGGCCGCCACGCUCGCCAACGGCGGCUUCUGUCCGAUCACGGGCGAGCGCGUGCUGAGCCCCGAGGCGGUCCGCAACACGCUGAGCCUCAUGCACUCCUGCGGCAUGUACGACUUCUCCGGCCAGUUCGCCUUCCACGUGGGGCUGCCGGCGAAAUCUGGCGUAGCCGGCGGGAUUCUGCUGGUGGUUCCCAACGUGAUGGGCAUCAUGUGCUGGUCUCCUCCACUGGACAAACUGGGAAACAGCGUGAGAGGGAUCCAGUUCUGCACGGACCUGGUUUCUCUCUGCAACUUUCACAACUACGACAACCUGAGGCACUUCGCCAAGAAGCUGGACCCCCGCAGGGAGGGAGGAGACCAGAGGGUGAAGUCGGUGAUCAACCUGCUGUUCGCCGCCUACACCGGAGACGUGUCGGCCCUGCGCCGCUUCGCUCUGUCCUCCAUGGACAUGGAGCAGAGGGACUACGACUCCCGGACGGCGCUGCAUGUGGCGGCGGCUGAAGGUCACGCUGAGGUGGUCCGCUUCCUGCUGGAGGCCUGUAAGGUCAACCCAGUCCCCAAAGACAGGUGGGGCAACACGCCGAUGGACGAGGCGGUGCACUUCGGCCAUCAUGAUGUGGUCACCAUCCUCAGAGACUACCACACCCAGUACAGCCCUCAGGAUGCCGCUGCCACCGCCGCCGCCGACCCACAGAGCGCCGAGAAGAACCUGGACGGCCUGCUGUGACUUCCUGAAGGCUCCUUCAGUAUAAAAGCUCCUCAUCAUGUUUGUUAUCUGUUCUCCCAGUAAAAUAAUCGAUUUUUACUUCCUCCUCUGGGUCCAACCAUGAAUCAAUCAAUUAUUCUGGAAACAGGAAGUGGAGUAGGCGUUGAUGGUGUGACCCUGACCCGGUGGUGUGUUCUGUAUAUAAGACGUGUAAAUAUGUUCAGCUGUUAAACUGUUUUCCUGUAAAACUUUAUUUCCUCUCUUAUUUCUCUCUUCUGUUUGAACAUGAAGCCGUUUGUACAUAUCAGAAGAGACACUGCCAGACUGAAUGGACCGGUUCUGACCGGGCCGCAGUCAGAAGGGACCAAUAUUCAGGUGGCAGGAAGGGUUACCGACGGUAACGACCUUCACCAGAACCAGUAAGACCUGCUGGGUGAAGUUCUGGUCCAAGAUUUGGCUGAAACCUGAAUAUUCUCCCUGCUGAUGCCACGUUUGAGGUGUGUGUGUAUCUCUGUGUGUGUGUGUGUAGGUGUGUGUGUGUGUAGGUGUGUGUGUGUGUCUUUCCGAUGCAGAUUGUUUCUGACUCAUACCUGAAGAGUCCGGUUCUGUUUUUGUGCUGAAAGUUUGAAACAAUCAUGUUUUAGUUGUUUUUUCUCCCAAAUCCAAACUUUAAAAAAAGGAGGAUCAUUCCAGAAUCAGGUCAGAACCGGCCGGUAGUCUGGUCAGAACCGGCCGGUAGUCGGGUCAGAACCGGCCGGUAGUCGGGUCGAUGGUGGCGGAGGAAGCACAAAGCGGCGGCGCGGUCCGAGCUGCAGCUCUUUGGAUCAUGUGACGUUUAGUUUCUUUCUGAAUGUAACGUGUUUGUUCUGGUUCUUCUUCAUGUGUUUUUAUGCCGCUGCGCCACCAGCAGAUAUUUAUUCACACCCAAAUAAAAACUAAAUAUGAAAAACAA
This is a messenger RNA of Xiphophorus couchianus (Monterrey platyfish), 3237 nucleotides long. RefSeq names its product glutaminase a (gene glsa). NCBI's taxonomy places the organism in Eukaryota, Metazoa, Chordata, Actinopteri, Cyprinodontiformes, Poeciliidae. The record is from RefSeq and is a predicted model, not a curated record. The coding region runs from base 831 to 2306 and encodes 491 amino acids. Gene Ontology annotation, molecular function: glutaminase activity; protein binding. Gene Ontology annotation, biological process: L-glutamine catabolic process. The transcript is spliced from 17 exons.